GCUGUGUGUCCUGAGGGACGCUGAGGACCUCUUAAGUAACGAGGGCGCAAUGAUGGACAACCGCUUUGCAACAGCGCUAGUAAUAGCUUGUGUGCUCAGCCUCAUCUCCACCAUCUAUAUGGCAGCUUCCAUUGGCACUGACUUUUGGUACGAAUACCACACCCUGCUCCCAGCUGAGAAUAUUAGCGAAGCUGGUAGGAGCAUCUGGGAGGAAUUUAUCAGCGAGGAGGCAGAUGAGAAGACCUACACAGAUGCGCUCUUCCGGUGCAAUGGCACGGUUGGAUUGUGGCGGAGAUGUAUCACCGUACCCAAAAACUCUCACUGGUACAGCCCACCAGAAGCUGAUAUGACUACAAACUGCAUCAGUUUUUCCCUCUCUGAUCAGUUUAUGGAAAAGUACAUAGAGCCUGGAAAUCACAACAGUGGCACAGAUUUGAAUCGAACUUAUCUCUGGCGGUUGCAGUUUCUCUUGCCCUUUGUCAGCCUUGGCCUCAUGUGCUUUGGGGCUCUGAUUGGGCUCUGUGCUUGUGCCUGUCGCAGCCUUUAUCCUGCCAUUGCCACUGGAGUCCUCCAUUUCCUAGCAGGGCUUUGUACACUGGGCCUGGUUGGCUGCUACGUAGCUGGGAUUGAGCUGCUCCAUAAGAAGCUGCCCCUGCCUGCCGAUGUGAGGGGUGAAUUUGGCUGGUCUUUCUGCUUAGCCUGUGUCUCAGCACCUUUGCAGUUCAUGGCAGCUGCUCUGUUCAUCUGGGCAGCUCGCACCAACAGAAAGGAAUUCACCCUUUUGAAAGCAUACCGUGUAGCAUGA
Indicator indicator is the source of this 805-nucleotide messenger RNA. It is a transcript of the gene CLDND1, whose product is annotated as claudin domain containing 1. The transcript has 5 exons. The record is from RefSeq and is a predicted model, not a curated record. NCBI's taxonomy places the organism in Eukaryota, Metazoa, Chordata, Aves, Piciformes, Indicatoridae. Gene Ontology annotation, cellular component: membrane. Bases 50 to 805 code for a protein of 251 amino acids.